Castor canadensis (American beaver) is the source of this 1833-nucleotide messenger RNA. The record is from RefSeq and is a predicted model, not a curated record. Lineage: Eukaryota; Metazoa; Chordata; Mammalia; Rodentia; Castoridae.
AUGACCUUCUCGCCCUAUCUCCUUGACUCCGCCCCUAUCCGCCCCGUCCGAGCCAAGACAGCCAAUCAGCACCAAGCGCGCGCACCGAGAGCUCGCGCAGACCCCCUCAGGCGCAUGCGCAUGCGCAUGCGCAAGCGUUUCCCGCCAAAUCAGUGUGGUCGCGCGCUUCCAGAUCAAGCUGCAAAGAACCUACACAUGGCAGAGGUUUCGGGUAUCUUGAGAAAUCUCAACACUGUUCGACUACAUGGUCAAGAAGAGAAUCCAGAAACCAUCCCCAUAAGAAACCCAGGGACUCUGAAAAUGUUCCAUGAAAAACUUAGACAUUUUCAACAUUUGUCAAUGACUGGACCUCAGCAAGCUGUUAGCCAAAUCCAGAAGAUGUGCCGAGAAUGGCUGCAGCCUGAGACCCACAGCAAGGAGCAGAUGAUAGAGCAACUGGUGCUGGAGCAGUUUCUGAGCACCCUGCCAGAGGACGUUCAGACGUGGGUGAGGUCAAAACAGCCCAAGAACAGCAGGGAAGCGAGCACCCUUGUGACAACGUUGAUCAAGGCAUGUGAGGAGAAAGGAUUUCCUUCUCAGGACUCUGAACUUGAGGAAAAGAAGGAAAGCAAAGAAUAUCUAAAGAAGAAUAUAAAGAUGUCAAACCAGCUACCAUCAGCUAAGUCCCAGGAAUUGGUGACCUUCAACGAUGUGGUUGUGGACUUCAGCCCAGAGGAGUUAACAUACCUUAGUGAUGCUCAGAAGAAUCUCUACCGUGAGGUGACACUGGAGAAUUUCCAGAACCUGGUGUCUGUAGGGUACCAGUUCCCUAAGCCUGACAUUAUCUCCCUCUUGGAAGAAGAAGAAUCACAAGCAAUGAAGCAAGACAGCAAUACAGUAAUUUGUCAGGAUUGGGAGAAGAGACCUGAAACCAAAGAACCAACCCUAGAGCAAAGCCUGCCUAUAGAAAGAUCACACUUGGGGGCAGGAAUGGAGGGUCUGGCAGUGGGUAACUUCUGGUAUGUCUGUGUAGGAGGGUCUGCUGAUGAUCCAGCAGAAUUGCACCAGGGAAGACAGGAGCAACAAAUUUUGAGGCCUGAAACAAUGUGUGACCUCAAGACCCUUGUUCAGGAAAGAAGCCAUAGCAGAGAUGAACUUGAAGGAAGCUCUAACCUUACCAAACAGCCAGACAACCUCCCAGAAAAGGAUCCCCAGGAAUGCACUGCUCCUGGAAUUAGUACCAGACCCAAGCCAGUGAUGCACAUCAGUUGUAAAGUUUGUAAAAGAACCUUUAGUUCUCGAGUGGCCCUUGGAAAACAUGAGCCCAUCCACUCUGGUAAGAAACCCUUUAAAUGUAACCAGUGUGGCCAGGCCUUCUUUCUCAUGCCACACCUCACCAGACAUCAGAAGACUCAUUCUAGUGAGAAGUCCUCCAGUGGCAGCAAACCUGGAAAACCUGUUAUCCAGCGUGUGAACCUCUGUGAGCAUGUGAGAAUUCACAAUGAGGAGCGCUACCAUGAAUGUUAUAAGUGUGGCAAAGCUUUCAUCCAGGAUGCCCACCUUGUUCAACAUCUCAAAGCCCACCAGGCAGCAAAGGCCCUUCCCUGCAAGGUGCCCCACAAGAAGACAUAUUCAAUUCGCUAUCAACAGAAACAUGGCUAUGUCGGAGAGAAAGCCUGCCAGUGCUGUGACUGUGGCAAAGUCUUCAGUCAGAUUUCACAUCUCAUUCAGCACUAUCAAAUUCAUGCUUGGGAGAGGCCUUACCAGUGUCAGCUAUGUGGGAAGUGUUUUAGCUUACCCUCAUACCUCACUCAACAUUAUCAACUCCAUUCUCAAGAGAAGCUAGUUGCAUAA